AUGUCACCCACUCAAUCAUCACCCCACCUGGUGGCUUGCCACCCACAAUCACUUCCCCGGGAGCUCACUGCCCCACCUCAAAACCAGCCAGGCGCCUACAACCCCCUCUCCCCCGAUUUCUUCUGGGACACAGCCUACACCUUCCCCGCCCCCAUGGCAACUACACCCCUCCCCGAGGUCAUCAAAGCCACCCACAAACCCACAAUGUCGGCGGCAACCCACCCCACCGCCAAAGCAGUCGACCCUCUCCGCGCCCUGCGUAGUCGGCAAACCAGCCCUGGCAGCUAUCGCGCGCAGCCUGCUAAAGGCGCUGUAUUCGGUAGUGCACGGGCACCGCCUCCCGCGAACCCUUGGGGUGGCGAUGUCUUCGCCAGGAUCAAGGCUGAUGAUGAGGUUGUGAGGGAGCGGGCGAAGGAGGAGAGUGAGAGGGAGGGGGGUUUGUUCCGUCCGAAGAUGACGCAGACGUGGAGGGUUAGGGGUGGGAAGAAGGUGGUUGAGGUUUUUGAGGAGGAGAAGGGGGAGAGGAAGUGA
Messenger RNA from Alternaria infectoria, 531 nucleotides. RefSeq lists its product as uncharacterized. The record is from RefSeq and is a predicted model, not a curated record. The transcript has a single exon. The coding region runs from base 1 to 531 and encodes 176 amino acids. NCBI's taxonomy places the organism in Eukaryota, Fungi, Ascomycota, Dothideomycetes, Pleosporales, Pleosporaceae.